AGACUUUACGAUACCUACAACUGGAUGGCCAACUACGCCGACCCAGGCUUCCAAGUCCACAAAGCAAUGGGACAGUGGGUGACGUUGCUCAUGUACCACCUGGCCGACGACCCUCUGAUCCCAUUCGACCUCCCCAACGCCGCCACCACCCUGCGCGCGCUAUUCGAAGACCUCCAAGACGACAUGGCCGAGCUCUUCCUGACCAUCACCGACCUCGACCUCAGCCCGCUCUCCGACGCCAUCGCGGAGUUCGAGACGGCGGCCGACAUGAUCGACAAGCUCGCCGGCCAAGCGCUAUCGCACAACGACACGGUGCUCCUGGGCGUCGUCAACUCCAAGUACCGCGACUUCAACCGCGGGUACGCCAGCCAGGGCACCCUGCCGGGCCGCCUGACUUACAACAACGUCGUCAGCGCCCCGGGGCUGGACAACGGGUACGGCGCGAGCGUGUUCCCUGCCGUCGGGGACAGCCUGGACCAGGGGGACAGGAGGCUGGCGGACGAGUGGAUCGUCAAGAGCGCGAAUGCCGUGCUGAGGGCUGCCGAGAUCUUGACGGUUUAG
Messenger RNA from Pyricularia pennisetigena, 561 nucleotides. RefSeq lists its product as uncharacterized. Gene Ontology annotation, molecular function: carboxypeptidase activity. NCBI's taxonomy places the organism in Eukaryota, Fungi, Ascomycota, Sordariomycetes, Magnaporthales, Pyriculariaceae. The annotation marks the transcript as partial. The record is from RefSeq and is a predicted model, not a curated record. The transcript has a single exon.